CAGUUGUUCAUCCAUGCGGAGCGGCCAGGCAACCUGUUCCUGUCGCUUGUCCGUGACGAGUAUCCCGACUAUCCACUCGUCCUGAACGGUACGGAUUCAACAGGCGCCGCUGCUGAUGUCCAGAGGUACCAGCCUGCCGUCAUGCUGGAGAAGACCUACACCAUCCACUGGGACGGCCGGGCGCCAGAACAGAUCACCAUCUACCCUAUCAACUUCGACAGCGGAGAUUGGCUGCGAUUGGGACUCUGCUAUCCUCCGGGAACCACCUUCCAAGUGAGGUACCAACUGGAGAUGCGCGUGCCGAGCGCUAUCUUUCACAACGAGGAGAUCCACCCCGCACAGAGCUUGCACGAAGUCGAGAGCGGCGACGGCAAGCUGUUCUACUUUGAAGAAAGCACGGGCCUGUUGUUCCUGAAAGCACGAGCUAAAUACGAUCGGGAAGGCCACAACUACUGUUCACACAUGGGCUGUGAGAGGAUCAUCAUCUCGGCCACCAUGACGAGUAACACAGUCAGCGACUGUACGGCAGCAGCUUACCCCACGUACAGCCUGACCCCGACAGAGACUGUCCCCAUGCCGAGCUUUGCGGAUGGGGUCUUCGACUGUUCCGGCUGUGGUGCUCCGGAGCCAAUCGUCAGUGUCGACAACAUGAGAUUUCUGGAAGUAACCGUCCUGUCAGCAGGGUGGUUGGAAAUCUUCCAAGGCCAUAAAUCCUAUAUCGAGUCUGCAAUGUCAAUAAAUCAAAUCAAACUUACUUUAGUUUUAAAUUUGGUUCUUCAGAUUGACGGAGUCCGGCACGGUAACAACCACCGAGGGUACCACGUCAUCAGCGUUGACGCCCUGACAGGUGACGUCACGCGCGAACUGACCUUUGACACGCACAGCAGCCCUGCAUCAGAUGUGGCAAUGGCAGACUUCAUACGGAACGACAUUGCAUCAAACUCAAUCGUUCUUGUGGCUACAAGUGACGAACCCAGUCAAUACGCCGUAGAGUGCCUAGUUGCACUGAAGGAGAUCGGAGCCCAGGAGCCUGUAAAGACAGGCAAUAGAGGCAAUUUCGCCAUGGUUGGCUUUAAGGGCACGGUGUGGCCCAGCUGGAUCCAGCAAGUCAACCUGCCGUCCGGUCAGGGUCCGGCACAGAUCUACACCAAGAUCCCGCUCAUGGGCUGAGUUAUCGUCACGUGGAGGAAGGGAGUCUAAUUUAUCAAUAAA
Branchiostoma floridae (Florida lancelet) is the source of this 1212-nucleotide messenger RNA. RefSeq names its product cell surface hyaluronidase-like. The record is from RefSeq and is a predicted model, not a curated record. The coding region runs from base 142 to 1170 and encodes 342 amino acids. NCBI's taxonomy places the organism in Eukaryota, Metazoa, Chordata, Leptocardii, Amphioxiformes, Branchiostomatidae. The transcript has 7 exons.